Molecule: messenger RNA, 4540 nt
Organism: Nannospalax galili (Upper Galilee mountains blind mole rat)
Lineage: Eukaryota; Metazoa; Chordata; Mammalia; Rodentia; Spalacidae
Gene: Plcb3
Product: phospholipase C beta 3
Exons: 32
Coding region: 37-3708 (1223 amino acids)
Biological process (GO): phosphatidylinositol-mediated signaling; lipid catabolic process
Molecular function (GO): calmodulin binding; phosphatidylinositol-4,5-bisphosphate phospholipase C activity; calcium ion binding
Source: RefSeq, a predicted model, not a curated record
GGCUCCGUGGGUCCCCGAGCCGCCCCUGGCGGGACCAUGGCGGGCGCCAGGCCGGGCGUCCACGCGCUGCAGUUGGAGCCGCCCACCGUCUUGGAGACCCUGCGGCGCGGGAGUAAGUUCAUCAAAUGGGACGAGGAGGCCUCCAGUCGGAACCUAGUGACCCUGCGUGUGGACCCCAAUGGCUUCUUCUUGUACUGGACAGGACCUAACAUGGAGGUGGACACAUUGGACAUCAGCUCCAUCAGGGACACACGGACAGGCCGUUAUGCCCGUAUGCCUAAGGACCCCAAGAUUCGAGAAGUACUGGGCUUUGGGGGCCCUGAUGCCCGGCUGGAGGAGAAGCUGAUGACUGUGGUGGCUGGGCCAGACCCAGUAAACACCACGUUCUUGAACUUCAUGGCCGUGCAAGAUGACACAGUCAAGGUUUGGUCAGAGGAGUUGUUCAAGCUAGCUAUGAACAUACUGGCUCAGAAUGCCUCCCGAAACACCUUCCUGCGGAAAGCAUACACAAAGCUGAAGUUGCAGGUGAACCAGGAUGGACGGAUUCCGGUCAAGAACAUUCUGAAGAUGUUCUCAGCCGACAAGAAGCGGGUGGAGACUGCGCUAGAGUCCUGUGGCCUCAAAUUCAACCGGAGUGAGUCCAUCCGGCCAGAUGAGUUUUCCUUGGAAAUCUUUGAGCGGUUCCUGAACAAGCUGUGUCUGCGACCGGACAUUGACAAGAUCCUGCUGGAGAUAGGCGCCAAGGGCAAACCUUACCUGACACUAGAACAGCUCAUGGACUUCAUCAACCAGAAACAAAGAGACCCGAGACUCAACGAGGUGCUGUACCCACCCUUGCGGCCCUCACAGGCCAGGCUGCUCAUUGAAAAGUAUGAGCCUAACCAGCAGUUCCUAGAGCGAGACCAGAUGUCCAUGGAGGGCUUCAGCCGCUACCUGGGAGGGGAGGAGAACGGCAUCCUGCCCCUGGAGGCCCUGGAUCUAAGCAUGGACAUGACGCAACCAUUGAGCUCGUACUUCAUCAACUCUUCACACAACACCUAUCUCACUGCUGGGCAGCUGGCCGGGACGUCGUCGGUGGAGAUAUACCGCCAGGUGCUGCUGUGGGGUUGCCGCUGUGUGGAGCUGGAUGUGUGGAAGGGACGGCCACCUGAGGAAGAGCCCUUCAUCACCCACGGCUUCACCAUGACCACUGAGGUGCCCCUGCGUGAUGUGCUAGAGGCCAUUGCUGAGAGCGCCUUCAAAACCUCACCCUACCCUGUCAUCCUCUCCUUCGAGAACCAUGUGGACUCGGCAAAGCAGCAAGCCAAGAUGGCUGAGUACUGCCGCUCUAUUUUUGGAGAUGCACUGCUCAUCGACCCACUGGACAAGUACCCGCUGUCUGCGGGCGUCCCCUUACCCAGCCCGCAGGACCUGAUGGGCCGCAUCCUGGUGAAGAACAAGAAGCGACAUCAACCCAGCACAGGUGUCCCUGACAGCUCAGUGCGCAAGCGGCCCCUGGAACAGAGCAACUCGGCUCUGAGUGAGAGUUCUGCUGCCACUGAGCCCUCCUCACCCCAGCUUGGGUCCCCCAGCUCUGACAGCUGCCCAGGCCUGAGCAAUGGGGAAGAGGUGGGGCAUGAGAAACCUAGCUUGGAGCCCCAGAAGUCUCUGGGUGAGGAUCGAGGCCCUGAUGUUCUCAUGCCUACUGACCGAGAGGAUGAGGAGGAAGACGAAGAAGAGGAGGAAACAACAGAUCCCAAAAAGCCCACCACGGAUGAGGGUACAGCCAGCAGUGAGGUCAACGCCACUGAGGAGAUGUCGACACUUGUCAACUACAUUGAGCCUGUCAAGUUCAAGUCCUUUGAGGCUGCUCGAAAAAGAAACAAGUGCUUUGAGAUGUCAUCCUUUGUGGAGACCAAGGCUAUGGAGCAGCUGACCAAGAGUCCCUUGGAAUUCGUGGAAUACAACAAGCAGCAACUCAGCCGCAUUUACCCCAAGGGUACCCGUGUGGACUCCUCCAACUACAUGCCCCAGCUCUUUUGGAAUGUGGGCUGCCAGUUAGUCGCACUCAACUUCCAGACCCUGGAUUUACCAAUGCAGCUCAAUGCAGGCGUCUUUGAGUACAAUGGGCGCAGUGGGUACUUGCUCAAGCCUGAGUUCAUGCGGCGGCCGGAUAAGUCCUUUGACCCCUUCACAGAGGUCAUUGUGGAUGGCAUUGUGGCCAACGCCUUGCGGGUCAAGGUGAUCUCGGGGCAGUUCCUGUCUGACAGGAAGGUGGGCAUCUAUGUGGAGGUGGACAUGUUCGGUCUCCCCGUUGACACAAGGCGCAAAUACCGAACUCGGACAUCUCAAGGGAAUUCCUUCAACCCUGUGUGGGAUGAGGAGCCCUUUGACUUCCCCAAGGUGGUGCUACCCACACUGGCUUCGCUUCGCAUUGCAGCCUUUGAGGAAGGUGGCAGAUUUGUUGGGCACCGAAUUCUCCCUGUCUUUGCCAUCCGCUCAGGAUACCACUAUGUUUGCCUGAGAAAUGAGGCCAACCAGCCACUCUGCCUGCCAGCCCUGCUCAUCUACACUGAGGCCUCUGAUUACAUUCCAGAUGACCACCAGGACUAUGCUGAGGCCCUGAUCAACCCCAUCAAGCAUGUCAGCCUGAUGGACCAGCGCGCCAAGCAACUGGCUGCCCUCAUUGGGGAGAGUGAGGCUCAGGCCAGUACAGAGACAUGUCAGGAGACCCAGUCUCAGCAGCUGGGGUCACAGCCGCCCCCUAACCCCACUCCGAACUCACUGGAUGCCUCCCCUCGGCGGCCCCCAGGCCCUGCCACCUCCCCCACCAGCACCUCCCUCAGCAGCCCAGGGCAACGAGACGACCUGAUCGCCAGCAUCCUUUCAGAGGUGAUUCCUACCCCCCUGGAGGAACUCCGAAGCCACAAAGCUCUGGUAAAGCUCCGGAGCCGUCAGGAGCGAGACCUUCGGGAACUGCAUAAGAAACAUCAGCGGAAGGCUGUGGCCCUCACUCGCCGUCUACUGGAUGGCCUGGCCCAGGCCAGGGCUGAGAGCAGGGGCAGGGCUGCUGAUGUGGAGAACAUGAAAGAGGAAGAGGAGGAGGCCAGACAGUAUCGAGAGCUCCAGAAACGGCAGGUGCAGAGCCUCUUGGAGCUGAGGGAAGCUCAAGCAGAUGCAGAGACUGAGCGGAGGCUGGAAUACCUGAGACAGGCUCAGCAGCGGCUCAGGGAGGUUGUUCUGGAUGCUCAUGCCACACAAUUCAAGAGGCUGAAGGAAAUGAAUGAAAGGGAGAAGAAGGAGCUGCAGAAGAUUCUGGAUAGGAAACGCCACAACAGUAUCUCAGAGGCCAAGACUAGGGAGAAACAUAAGAAGGAGGCGGAACUGACAGAAAUUAAUCGACGGCACAUCACCGAGUCAGUCAACUCCAUCAGACGGCUGGAGGAGGCCCAGAAGCAACGACAUGACCGCCUGGUGGCAGGGCAGCAGCAGGUCCUUCAGCAGCUGAUGGAAGAGGAGCCCAAGCUGCUGGCCCAGCUGACCCAGGAGUGUCAGGAACAGCGGGUGAGGCUACCCCAGGAGAUCCGACGGUGCCUGCUGGGCGAGACGACGGAGGGGCUACAGGAUGGGUCCCUGGUGGCCUGUGCCAGCAAUGGUCACGCGCCCCGGAGUAGUGGGCAUCUGUCUGGCGCCGACUUGGAGAGCCAGGAGGAGAACACCCAACUCUGAACUGGCUGAGCAAGAGAUAACGAAAUAGGCAUGGAGUGGAGUGGAAGCCAGGAGUGCCAGGCCACAGCUAAGAGCAGACCUGCCUGGAGGCAGGAUGGCCUCUGUGUAGACCUGUCUUCGUCGCCCUGAAGAACCUGCUCCAUACAAGGGACUCCAGAAGCACCAGAGACCAGGCUGGACAGAGCAGGCCAGGCACUGCAAUAGGGGCAGGCUGGCAUCUCUUCAAGGCCUCUCCCAGCUUCCUGGCAGUUGGGGACUGGCUGCUCCCUCCAGAGGAAGGCAGCCUCUUAUCUAGGCUUAUCUCCUGCCAAUGAAGUGUUUUCUUUGCUUUGUUUUUGCUGGAGCCUCAGGCAAACAGAGGGGUGGGGAGGCCAGGGAAACAGGGUGGCCAGGGUUGGGCUUCCCAGCUCUGAGACCUCUGCCCUGAGCCCUUCCUCAGAUUCGGUACCAAUGCCCAAGCCUUCAUCCUGCUGUCAGACCUCGUCCUGUUUCCAGAUCUGCAACUCUCCUGUAUUCUGAGUCCCCUGAGCAGUAGAUUGCCAUAUUCUUGACUGGCCCACCUCCCAAACGCUCCGUUGGAGAGUCUUCAAAACAAGAGAAACUCCCAACAUCCAGGUGUGUCCUCUCGGUCCCCAUAGUUUCCACCGCUGAGAGUGACCGUCCCAAGUCCGUGCCUCACCUUCAAGUUACAGCUCUUAACUGAACUUCCUGAGCUCUUACUACUAUAGGGAGCCGCUCCCUCCCAGGUUCCAGGAAGCUUCUAGCUGAGCUAUGGCGCAAUCCAUCUGUACAAAGCACUGGCUUGGGCUAUAGGGGGCUCCAAUAAAUCUUG